UCAGCAAUGCGCCGGGAUGAGAGACGGCGAAGGUUCCAUGAUGGCCUUCUUAAGAUGCUUUACCCAUCUCCACCCCCUCCGUCUCAGGUACUUUCUCUCGCUUUCUCUUUUUUUUCUUCCCUUCACCAUUCUUAUACUACCAAAAAUACAGCAAGAAGACGGGGACAAACUGCUCGACAUAUCGCCGAAAGGCUUGGAUGAUGUGGAUCCUGAACCAGAUGCAGAUGAUUUGAAGGAGAAUAGUUCGUCAGCAAGCGACGAGGACGAUGAAUGUGCGCCUCAGAAGCUCACUAGAGCCCAGAGGAAGAGACUUCGUCAGAAAAAGUUGAAGGAAACCGCUUCCUACCGCCGGAAAAUUAUUGGGCCGCAGUUACCUUCACCAAGUGGCGGUGAUCUUGAAGAUAAACCUCCAAAAAUUCCACAUAGUGCGGCUGAUGAACUCGUUGAUGCAAUGGGAAAACCUGGCAACACCCCUACACGUAGAAACCAGACCAAACUAAAGCAGAGGAGGAUGGCUAAAAAGCUGGCCAGGGAAAGGGAGAAGUCCUCCAACAUGGAGAAUUGCAAUGAGGAUGGGUGCCCCCAUAGUACAGAUGGAAGUCUCACCUGAAACAACUUUGAUACCAUGGCAACAGUUUCUCCGGUUGUGUAAUCUCAGAGGGACGUGGAGGCUAAAGGAAACCACCAGUAGAGUUUUCCAAAUGAUACAAGUGGAUUGACUGAAGUGGGAACCGCUAAAUGCCUCAGUUUGUAAAAUGGUAAUCAUGGGGCCAGCCUGCUGCUGAGGCUGAUGCCUCGGAAGAAUUACAAGAAAGUAGAGUGUAACUUGAAGAGAUUGUUGUGCCAAUGGAGAACCAUCAAUUUCUUUCUGAAUUACUGGAGGGUCUAUUGAAGUUUCAAACAUCAUUUAUGUGCCUGAUAAGCUUUAUUGCAAAUACCUAUCAACAGCUGCAAUAAUUGCUAUUCCGGAAGAACUGCAAGACUUCCAGGAAAAGCUAUUGGUUUCUAAUCACCCAAAUUGUUCAUCUAUGCUCAGAUCAGAGGCCUUGUUUAUUUGAAGUUUA
Vitis riparia (riverbank grape) is the source of this 1064-nucleotide messenger RNA. RefSeq lists its product as uncharacterized. Lineage: Eukaryota; Viridiplantae; Streptophyta; Magnoliopsida; Vitales; Vitaceae. The record is from RefSeq and is a predicted model, not a curated record. Bases 17 to 610 code for a protein of 197 amino acids. The transcript is spliced from 3 exons.